Molecule: messenger RNA, 1026 nt
Organism: Echinops telfairi (small Madagascar hedgehog)
Lineage: Eukaryota; Metazoa; Chordata; Mammalia; Afrosoricida; Tenrecidae
Gene: A4GNT
Product: alpha-1,4-N-acetylglucosaminyltransferase
Exons: 2
Coding region: 1-1026 (341 amino acids)
Biological process (GO): protein O-linked glycosylation
Molecular function (GO): acetylglucosaminyltransferase activity
Source: RefSeq, a predicted model, not a curated record
AUGCUGAAGGGGCUCCAGCUCUCCCUGUGGGUCUUCUUCCUGCUUGCCUGCGGCUUCCUCUACCUGUUGACCCUGAAGUCCAGUUGCCUCUUCUCCUGCCUUCCCACCUACCAAUCCCAACAGGGGCUGGAAGGCGUCCUCAGGCACCACCACAGCAUUGUGUUCCUGGAGACCUCAGAGAGGAUGGAGCCGCCCCCGCUUGUCUCCUGUGCUGUGGAGUCCGCUGCCAGGAUCUAUCCCGAGCAGCCUGUGGUCUUCCUUCUGAAGGCGCUCAACGAUUCCACCCAGCGGUCCACAAAUGCCACGUACCCGGCCGUUUCCCUCCUCUCAGCAAUAGACAAUGUUUUCCUCUUCCCUUUGGAUAUGAGAAGGCUGUUUGAAGAUACACCACUGUUUUCAUGGUACACUCGAGUCAACAUCAGUGCAGAAAGCAACUGGCUCCAUGUCAGCUCAGACGCGUCCCGCCUGGCCAUCAUCUGGAAAUAUGGUGGCAUCUACAUGGACACCGAUGUCAUCUCCAUCAGGCCUAUCCCCGAGGACAACUUUUUGGCUGCACAGGGCUCUCGAGACUCUAGUAACGGGGUGUUUGGGUUUCUCCCCCACCAUCCCUUCCUGUGGGCAUGCAUGGAAAACUUUGUAGAACACUACAAUUCAGACAUUUGGGGCAACCAGGGCCCCCUUCUGAUGACAAGGAUGCUGAGGGUGUGGUGCAAACUCAGAGAUUUCCAGGAGGUGAGUGACCUCAGGUGUCUGAAUUUGUCCUUCCUACACCCCCAGAGAUUUUACCCUAUCUCUUACUCACAGUGGAGGCGCUAUUAUGAAGUCUGGGACACAGACCCCAGCUUCAAGGACUCCUACGCCCUGCAUCUGUGGAACUACAUGAACCGCGGAAGGAAGGUCAUGGUGAAAGGAAGCAACACGCUAGUGGAAAAUCUCUACCGCAAGCACUGUCCCAGGACCUACCGGGACUUGGUUCCAGGCCCAAAGGAGUCUGUGACUAGGGCCCUGGGUCCAGGCAACCAAUAG